Umbelopsis ramanniana AG is the source of this 529-nucleotide messenger RNA. RefSeq lists its product as uncharacterized. The coding region runs from base 117 to 290 and encodes 57 amino acids. The transcript has a single exon. The record is from RefSeq and is a predicted model, not a curated record. Lineage: Eukaryota; Fungi; Mucoromycota; Umbelopsidomycetes; Umbelopsidales; Umbelopsidaceae.
AACAGGGGGCUCAGCUACCUUGUCAUGCUCUGUAAUAACCGGUUUUUCGUUAGUGACAGAGUCUUUCUUGGAGGCCGAAGUGGCAAAGACAUUAAGGGCUCGAAGCAUAUUAAAUUAUGUUUGGGUAUAGAAGAAGAAGUAGAAACAAACUGAGAGCGGAAACAAAACAAAGUCGGGUGAAUAGAUCAAGCUUAGCUGAUCACAUCUCAAACGACAGAGUGAUCAUAAGCGCAUCCUUCACUCACACAUUGCCCAAAGGAGUUGCAAGUAAUAUCAAUCAGCAGGGAUGAAAUAAGGUAACUAACCUGGCUCUUGAACCGUAUGAGGAGGUUCAACAAUGACUGGUUACAUUGACAUAAUCACAGGACGACGUCAUGAGUGUCACACAGUAACAUGCGGGACAUAGAAAUGGAAAGCAUGGACCAGGUGAGAGAUUAUAUCACAAAUGAUAAGAAUAAAGCAAGGAAAGGAACGAUAUCAAUCAGUAAAACAGUUAUGGAAGCUACCUCUUUCCUUUUCCUAACAUCUU